This is a messenger RNA of Camponotus floridanus (Florida carpenter ant), 1101 nucleotides long. RefSeq lists its product as uncharacterized. The record is from RefSeq and is a predicted model, not a curated record. The transcript is spliced from 3 exons. NCBI's taxonomy places the organism in Eukaryota, Metazoa, Arthropoda, Insecta, Hymenoptera, Formicidae. The coding region runs from base 1 to 1101 and encodes 366 amino acids.
AUGAGGGACAUUCUGAGCAUCGGCGGGGAACCCGUCUUCGACGAUCGCAUCGUGAAGAUCGAGAGUCACACGUACAAUCCGUACGCCAACACCACUUUCGGAUACAACGACGAGAUACGAAUACCCAUACAACAGCAGGACCUAUACACGCUGCCGUGCGAGAGUUUUCUCUACGUCGAAGGUAGACUACAUACGAAGAAUAAUCAGCCGCCCGCGUCGAGCGGCGAAUCGGAUACGUUACGAGCUCGAUGGCGUGGAGAUCGUAAUCGCAACGUCGAUCGUAAUCGCAACGUCGGAAUAACUAGCACGAUCAAGAACUACGCCUCGUUGACGGCCGAACGAGGCAAGAUCUUGAAGAACGCCGGAUGGGAUCGCGCGACUGGACCGAGCGGCGUCGCGUCGACGGGUGACUUCAACUUCUGCGUUCCUCUCGACACGCUGCUAGGUUUCUGCGAGGAUUACAGGCGCGUCGUCAUCAACGCGCGUCACGAGCUGAUUCUGAUAAGAGCGCGAAACGAUAACAAUUGUCUGAUAUCGCGCGAGGAAUUCGAGCCGAGAGUCAAGCUCGCGAAGAUACAGUGGCGCGUGCCGUACGUGGUGCUGAAUGACGUCAAUAAAUUAUCGCUGUUGCGCACGUUGGACAGCGGCAGAUAUCUGAGCGCGUCCUUUCGCUCGUGCGAUCUCUACGAGUUUCCGCUCCUGCAGAACACGACCAAACACUCGUGGUCCGUAAAAGCGGUCACGCAGCUCGAGAAACCGCGUUACGUCAUCUUCGCGUUGCAGACCGGAAGGAAGAACGUCCUGUCGCAGGACGCUUCCAGAUUCGAUGCGUGCAAUCUGACCAACGUAAAGUUGUAUCUCAAUUCCGACUUCUAUCCGUACGACGAUAUGAAUUUGGACUUCGAGAACAAGAUAAGAACAAGAUCGCCGUACUAUUGUUUCCGCCAAAACAAAGCGGUUAAGAGCGCCACUGUGGACGUUCGUCUAGAAUUCGACUGCAAGGACAACGUUCCUUCUAACACUACGGUGUACUGCCUACACAUUCACGAUCGCAUGGUGGAGUACAAUCCGUUAACGAACGUCGUGCGUAAGAUCUUGUAA